AUGCUGCACAAUGUGAAAGGUAUCGGUAAAGAUAAUGAAGAAUUUAUUGAAAAAGGUGGCGAGAAGAUAACAUGCAAAAUAAGUGAAGAUAGUAAUAUUGGAGCUUCAGCUCUUCCCAAAAUGAAUGUGAAACCGAGUGUGAUUGUUACUAAGUGGGAAACACUAAUGAACAGAUGUGGGUUAUCGAUUGAUAGGACUGCUUCAAAGCAAGAUCAGAAUGCUCAGAAGAGGAAGAGGAGUACAGUACUUGCUAUGUUUUUCGUCGCCGGCAGCACAUUUUGUGGACUUUUAUACUUUUGCUUGUACUAUGGAUGGAUGAAAAGAGAUGAAAACAGUGCAUAUACGGGUAUAUUAGCUCCCUAUUAUCGUAUUAAAGAAGCAUGUAGGUCGUGGAGGAAUUUUGUGGUAGAGCCAUCCAGAGACAAACUUCUUCCGGAUCCAUUAAAACCACCAUAUUGGCAGCCUAAGUAUACCGUGGUUAUUGAACUAAAGAAUGUUUUGGUGGCGCCAGAAUGGAGUUAUAAAAUGGGAAACCGCGUCAAAAAGCGUCCCGCUGUAGAUUACCUAUUGGACGUAAUUGGAUAUCCUAAUUUUGAAGUCGUGAUUUAUACAUCAGAAACUGCACUGAACGCAAGUCCAAUAGUUGAAACUUUAGAUAGCAAGCAGAAAAUCAUGUACAAGCUAUAUCGUGAUUGCUGCAAGUACACGAACGGCGUUUAUGUUAAGGAUCUUUCUAAGCUGAAUAGAGACUUGUCAAAGGUCAUCUACAUUGAUUUUGAUCCGGAAUCGUUUCGAUUUAACCCGGAAAAUGUGCUACGGUUGCCAAAAUGGAAUGGCACUCUCGAUGACACCGCACUUGUCGACCUUGCUGAACUGCUCAAAACAAUACAUUUAUCAGAUGUUGAUGAUGUAAGACCCACGCUUCAAUAUUAUAGUCAAUUCGAUGAUCCACUCAAAGAAUUCAGAGAAAGAGCGACGCGAGUUGCUGAACUGGAAAAGAAGAUGCAUCAGAUAGAGUCCGAAAAAGAGGCAUUUAUUGCGCCAGUGAAAAAAUAUCAAGGUCGAUUGUUCGGUUUUCGUCGACAUGAGUGA
Molecule: messenger RNA, 1092 nt
Organism: Acanthocheilonema viteae
Lineage: Eukaryota; Metazoa; Nematoda; Chromadorea; Rhabditida; Onchocercidae
Source: the annotation of a GenBank genome assembly